Molecule: messenger RNA, 1917 nt
Organism: Rotaria socialis
Lineage: Eukaryota; Metazoa; Rotifera; Eurotatoria; Philodinida; Philodinidae
Source: the annotation of a GenBank genome assembly
AUGGAUGCUGAUGAAUUUCGACAGCGGGGUAAAGAAGUUAUUGAUUUUAUUGCUGAUUACUUAACAAAUAUUCGAUCGCGACGUGUUUUCCCAAAUGUUAAACCGGGUUAUAUGCGUCCUAUGAUUGCUGACGAAGCACCAAAACAAGGCGAACCAUGGGAGAAUAUUUUCAAUGAUAUCGACCGAGUUAUUAUGCCUGGUAUUACACAUUGGGAAUCGCCUUAUAUGCAUGCGUAUUUUCCAGCAUUGAAUUCCUAUCCAUCUUUACUUGGAGAUAUGCUAGCCAAUGGCCUUAAUCAAAUAGGAUUUACAUGGGCAUCAAGUCCAGCAUGUACUGAAUUAGAAACAGUUGUAAUGGAUUGGUUAGCGAAAAUGAUUGGAUUACCAAAUGAUUUUCUUCAUUCGCAAGCCGAUACGACGGGCGGUGGUGUGAUACAAACAACAGCGUCCGAGGCAACACUCGUAGCAUUGCUUGCUGCUCGAAAAGAAGUUAUUCGCCGUAUUCAAAGUCAAUUUCCUUAUUUAAGUCCAGCGGAAAUCAAUGGACGUCUUAUUGCUUAUUGUUCUGAUCAGGCUCAUUCGUCUGUCGAGAAAGCGUGUCUUAUCGGUUUGGUUAAACUUCAUCUUGUGCCAAGUGACGAUAAACUACGUCUACGUGGCAAUGCCUUACGACAAGCGAUUGCCAAUGAUAAAGAAAAUGGUCUUAUACCAUUUUAUCUUUGUGCAACACUCGGUACUACUGGAGCUUGUGCAUUUGAUAAUCUUGUUGAACUUGGUCCAGUAUGUGAACGAGAACAUAUUUGGAUACAUGUUGAUGCAGCUUAUGCUGGAAGUGCUUUUAUUUGUCCGGAAUUUCGGCAGCUUAUGAAUGGAGUAGAAUUUACUCAAUCGUUUGCAUUUAAUCCAUCGAAAUGGAUGAUGGUACAUUUUGAUUGUACGGCAAUGUGGGUAAAAUCAAGUGCUGCACUUCAUCGAGCAUUUAAUGUUGAUCCACUAUAUCUUCAACAUGAAAAUGCGGGCGUAGCCAUUGACUAUAUGCACUGGCAAGUUCCAUUGAGUCGUCGAUUUCGUUCAUUGAAACUUUGGUUUGUUAUUCGUUCAUUUGGUGUUGAAGGUUUACAAAAACAUAUUCGAAAUAGUGUUCGAAUGGGCACAUUAUUUGAAUCGUUGGUCAGAAGAGACGAUCGCUUUGAAUUACCAGCUGAGCGACAUCUUGGCUUAGUUGUUUUUCGAUUAAAAGGUGAAAACGAAUUAACUGAACAAUUAUUAAAAGAAAUAAAUAGCGGCGGACAAAUUCAUUGUGUACCAGCAUCGAUCAAAGGAAAAUACAUCAUACGUUUUACGGUUACAGCAACAUCAACAAAUGCAAAUGAUAUAAAUCGUGAUUGGAAAAUAAUUCAAGCAGCAGCCAGUAAAGUCCUACGUCCAUUAGAUAAUCUAUCACCACAAGAACGACGUAAUACAAUAAAAAAUCUCAAUGAUGAUUUUCGUAUGUCACUUGUUUUAUCAAAUACACCGAAUAGUCCACGUUUAAUAAAUGGAAGUUUUGCUGCCAUAUUACCAUUGAACACAAAUCAUAUAUAUGCGAUGACACACGAAUUAAGUCAACGCGGAUUAAAAAAUUCUCUUUUACCAAUAUCAACACGACGUCGGACAAAACAUUAUUCUGGUGAACCAGCAAUGAGUAAACAAAUGAGUAUGGAUGGCUAUUUAGUGAAUAGUGAUCAACAAAAAUGCUCAUUGUCUCUAACUCCAUCAACAUUACCAAUAAUUCGGCAAGGAAGUUUAGAUUCACGCAUUGAAGAAAUCUUAGAAAAUAAUAACAUGGAUAAUAAAGGAAACAAUGAACUUUUAUCGUCGCCACCAACUGGUCACCCUGAUCUGGCUAUUUAUGUACCAAAAAUUAUUAAAGAAUAA